Molecule: messenger RNA, 3412 nt
Organism: Heterotrigona itama
Lineage: Eukaryota; Metazoa; Arthropoda; Insecta; Hymenoptera; Apidae
Source: the annotation of a GenBank genome assembly
AUGUUCUGCAGCCUUGAACAACCUUGUACGGAGGUUAAGUUCGUAAUUUUUUUAAAUAUUUCUUUAGAAUACUAUAUUAUAUACGUUACUCAUAUAUUUUUUUGUAAUACGCGAUACUUUCGAAUAGUUUGAACAUCUAUCAAAUAUUAUAUAUGAGCAUUAUGUAUAAUACAUGUACACAUAUGUACAUAUACGUAUGCAUUUUGGAUUUCACAUCAUAUAUAUAUAUAUAUAUAUAUAUAACGUUUAGGUACAAUUUUCAAUAAAUGGAAUAAAUUUACAAAUUUUUGUAAAUUAUAUUUCAAAUAUUUCGCACAUUUUCGAAUAUGUUUCUAACUCUAUGACUUUCAAAUUUCCCACAGAUGCAUAACCAUCCACAAUUUCUCAAUCAUUUUAAUUCAUCUUGUAUCUCUUCCUAAUAUACAUAUAUUCUUUUAUCUCUGAGAGAAUGGAAGGGAUGAGAUAACGUACAACAACAAAAGAGCUCAGAGUACAGAGAUCGCGACCUAGCUGCAAGCAGCAAAUAACAUAACCUAUGAUCCGAUUUACGUCAAGUGGAAAGAGUGUGUGUUCAUCUCAGGGGUCGCAUUUUGCGCACGCUCUGUUCUGCAGCGAGAGCACGCAGACAAGAGCGUGGUUGGAGUAUCACCAGGGGACAAGUAUCACCACUGGCAAAUUCGUGGAAGCUAACGGCGGUCACCGGAAACGUCUGGUAACUGGAGGUAAAAAGAGAGGACCGACCGGUGAAACGAUGCCGCAGGCACGCUGGUGGAACGCUGUUAUCGCGAGCAGUCGGCCUAGGACGUGGGAACAACUGACUGCUUCCGCGGGGUCAGGGACGUUGAGAGGCAGAACAUCUGCACGUUUGACGGCUGCUGAGUCGGUAGUCCACCGGCCGGCUUCCGAUAAAACACAUCAUCGCGGCAUGGCGAGCGGUCCACCUGGGAGUAAGGUCCUCACCGAGGACAAUGUCUUCACCAAUCUUCGAAAGAUGGAAUAUGCAGUGCGUGGUCCUCUCCUUCUGCGCGCUCUCGAGAUCGAGAAGGAACUCCAAAAGGGAGCUAAAAAGCCAUUCAAGGAGGUGAUAAAAGCGAACGUGGGGGAUGCACACGCUAUGGGCCAGCAGCCUAUCACCUUCUUGAGGCAAGUACUGACCUUGACGGUGUCGCCAAACCUUCUCAAUGAUCCUAGUUAUCCCGAGGACGCGAAGGAACGAGCGAGGACUAUAUUGUGCCAGUGUAAAGGAGGCAGCGUUGGUUCGUACUCGGAAUCGGCGGGAAUCGAAGUCAUCCGGAAACAUGUUGCCCAAUACAUUCAAGAUCGUGAUGGGAUUCCCUCUGAUUAUCAUAACAUCAUCCUCUCGAACGGCGCCUCAGAUGGAAUCAAAUCUUUCCUGAAACUGUUCAAUGAGAAAGUAGAUGGAAAACCAUCAGGAGUGAUGAUCCCAAUUCCACAGUACCCUCUAUACUCUGCCACUCUGGCUGAAUUCGGCUUGGCCCAAAUUGGUUACUAUCUCAAUGAGGAGAACAAGUGGGCGCUGGAUAUUUCCGAAUUAGAUAGAGCAUUAAAUGAAUCAAGGAGAAUAUGUAACCCUCGUGUGUUAGUCGUAAUAAAUCCUGGUAAUCCAACUGGACAAGUCCUUACGCGGACCAAUAUCGAGGAUAUCGUCCGGUUUGCUUAUAAAAACCAUUUGUUCCUAUUGGCUGACGAAGUUUAUCAGGAUAAUGUUUAUGACAAAGAUAGUGCCUUCCACUCGUUCAAGAAGGUGAUGACAGAGAUGGGAGAACCUUACUGUAAAAUGGAGCUGGCUUCAUUCAUGUCUGUAUCUAAAGGUUACAUGGGAGAAUGUGGAAUCCGCGGCGGGUACGGGGAAUUUAUCAACAUGGAUCCUAAAGUAAUGGCGAUAUUAUUGAAAUCGAUCUCAGCGAUGCUUUGUCCUACUGUUCUUGGUCAAGUAGUGAUGGACGUUGUGGUAAAUCCCCCAAAACCAAAUGAGCCAUCCUAUCAGUUGUUUCUAAAGGAAAAACAGCACACUUUAUGCUCUUUAGCAGAGAGAUCUCAGUUGGUGGUUGAUACAUUAAAUAGCAUUCCAGGUUUUAAGGUAAACCCAGCUAUGGGUGCAAUGUACGUAUUUCCGCGAAUCGAAUUGCCCAAAAAAGCCAUAGCCGCAGCAGAGAAAGAAGGUCAACAACCUGACGUCUUUUACGCGUUUAAGCUGUUAGAGUCUACCGGAAUCUGCGUAAUACCGGGUUCCGGUUUUGAACAGCGACCUGGAACCUAUCACUUCAGAACGACUAUCUUGCCACAAAAGGAAAAAAUGAAAACGAUGCUCGAGAAUCUAAAGCAAUUUCACAUUAGGUUCCUCGAAGAGUACAAAUAAUGAAUAUGAUGGAAAUUUUCAUGCAUUUUAUUUCAUCCUGGACGUGUCAGGGUUCAUACAUCAGUAUUAAAUUUCCACAAAAUUAUCACAAAUUUAUUCGCAUAAAUUGUCAAAAUGUAUAUUAUUUUGCAUUUCCCAACGAGGAAAUAUUAUAAAGUGAAUUUAUAAGAUUAUAUUAAAUCUGUCAUGUAUCUGGCACAGAAGGGAUUAUAUGAAUCUAUGUAAAUGUAUUAUUUACACGAAAUGAAAUUCACAAUUCAUCGAAUAUUUGUAUAUAGUAUGUUGUAGUUAUAUUUGAAAGAUCGUACGGCAUAGAAUCAAUGAGCUUGUUAUUUCAGAACCGUUGGAAUGUAUGGUGGGUGUUUGUACGUAUGUACCAUAAUUCGUGAAUAACUAGCAAUGUUUUUUUAUAAUACAACGAUAUUGAGAUUACAUUGCAAAUAAAUUAUAUAUUAAAAACUUGCAUUGAACAAACCACAACUUGUCUAGAGUUCUAGAGAAAUAAACUGUUAACACAUAAGCAAGAUAUAUGUAUGUGUAGAUGAACCUGAAAAAUGAUUUUCGCGUCUCUGUCAUGUAUGACUCCGUUUACGAUGAAGUUCACCCACCAGAGAAGAUUAAUGUGUUCACGUUUGUCCAAGAUAUUCGAUGUUAAUAAAAAAAAAAAAAACGUUCAACGACGUACUCGAUAUUUUAGUAAUCGAUAUUCACACGUAAACAUACGUAAGAAGUUCACUAACUCGUAAAUAGAUAUGAUUGAAAAUCACAUUGAAGAUUUUGAAUUGAAUUGAUAAAGAGCUACUUAACAUUCAAGUUUUAAACGAGAUCAAAAUGAUCAGGUGUUCAUCCAUACUUUACAAACAACUGUUAUGCUCUUUUUACUGAGUGUUUAAACGAUUAUAUAUUCGUUAUUUAAACAAUUUGUGAAACAAAAAUUUAAUGUAUUCCAAAGGAAGAUGUAUCAGGAAAACGAAUUUUUCGAAGAGGAAACGCAAAAAAAUCGAAAAAUAAAAAAAUAGAUAUAUAAAACAA